This is a messenger RNA of Hymenoscyphus albidus, 1146 nucleotides long. The record is from the annotation of a GenBank genome assembly. Lineage: Eukaryota; Fungi; Ascomycota; Leotiomycetes; Helotiales; Helotiaceae.
AUGCAUUUCAACGAUCUCGCAACCAUUUUCCUUGCUCUUUCUCCUCUAGCCAUCGCAGCAGUAAUUCCAGACCUCGAACCACGUCAAGAGGAAGUCCGAGCCGACGAAGCCAUCUUUCUCGUGAAAUGCAGCAAAUACGUGAAGAACGCUAAAGACGCCUCAGCCAGCGGAAGCAGUGACAAGCUCUUCUACUACAAAGACUACAACAACGCCGUUCUCGCCAAAAACCAGGACGACGAAUGUUUCCCGUCGAAUCCAGGUCCCAAAGAACAUUCCAUCGACUGGACCACUGGCACAUACGAGAAUCCCAUCAAAGGUCAACUUGACAAGAAAGCCGUCACAAUUUGGGGUAUCACAGAACGUGGAGACAAGACUGCCAACACUGCAGGCCACGCGAUGUUUGGAGGAGCCCGAUUCCGCUGCUACGCCAAUGCGGAUUAUGAUAUCAAUCAGGAUUACGGUGAUAAGAUGUAUCAGAAGUGCUAUGCCAAUUACUAUUGCACUCGGGAAGAACGUCAAAUCCGCCGUACAUUCUUCACGGUCUACGAGAAUACCGAAAAGAUUGUCCUGACGGGUAAGGAGGUCCAUGAACCAAAGAGAGAUGGAUAUAUCGCCACCGUCGUGGACGGAGCUUUCGGAAACUUGAAGACGCACAUGGCAAACAAUGCAGCGGACGAUACCCGGUACCCUCUCGGUAACUCGGGCGCUUAUAUGACUUUCACUGUUCGCCGGUCUGAGAAGGAUGGAGAUCUCAACUUUGAGGAGGAUCGCAUUGAUAAAGUUGCGGAUCUGUUGAAGAACCAGUUGAAUGCUAAGAUCUAUGCCACGGAUACCUUGGGAGAAUGUAUCAAGUAUCCUUCUGGCAACAAGGUCCUUGGAACUUGUAAACAUACUAUCACGUUUCCUAAGGAGAUCUUGGUGCAGAUUCAGGUUGCGGAUCAACAAGUCCUCGAUUGGGAUGAUCGGGAUACUGUCGUGAUAAAAGUCUAUUCUGGGAAGGAUUGUAGGAAGGAUAGUGUUGGUGUGAAGAAUAUUCUGGGCGCUAUUUUGAGUGCUGGUGCGGCUGUCUCUUCUGGUGGUUUCAGUGCGGUUGCUGGAGGUUUGGGUGCGAUUAUGGGUAUUACUGCUGGUGGUGAUAACUGCUAG